ACACUAAUCAAAAAAUCGUCAUUAAAAGUUGAGAACGCAAUAGAAACGGAUGAUAUUGGAAUUCGUGAAAAUUGUUUAAACAAUUUAAAUUGUUUGAACCAGCCAACAGCAAAUAGAAAUUUACUUUUCAAGGCAAGUGCAGUGUAAAUCGAAACAGUCUCUAAAACAUUUCGUUGUAUAGUAGUGUUCGUUUCUGUGUGUGUGUGUGUUUGUCUGUGCGUGCUCGUAAUUAACUGUAAGAAAAAACAACAAUUGGGCAAAUGUUACAUUAUGAAAUUUUGCAAUAAAGAAAAAUAAUUAUUGUCACAGCAGUAACAAGGCAGCAGCUGUCUCCAGUUGAUACAUAUAUCCUCCUUUUGGUUUUUUUUUUGUUUUGGAGGGGAAACUGCUGCAUUGUGCAGCUGCUGCUUGUUGUUGGUAAUGGCCUUUCAAUAGGGUGAGAGAGUGAACCAAGCGGAAGAGAGAGAGAGAGAGCGCGGCUAAAAGUGCAAAGUUACUGUGCGUGUGUGUGAGCCUGUGUGCGUGAGGCAUUAGUCAUAUUUAGCCUGGCCAGGUUCGAGUGGUCGAGUCUUGGCUCAAACCAAACAAGCGACAGCAAAGACAAAAAAAAUUAACUGUUGACCAAAAAGGCAGACAAAAAGUAGCAGAGAGAAAUAUUAUUAUGACCAUACCAACACGACCAGCGCCUGCUCCGCCUGGUUCUGGUAGUGCAGCGGCAGCUGGAGCUAAUGCUAGUUUGGAGCAAUUGCGUCGACAGCUCCAGCAGCAGCACCUUGAGCAGCAGCAGCAGCAGCAGCAGCAUCACCAACAACAACAACAACAGCAGCAGCAAACACAAAAGUUGACAAUCAAAUUGCCACCACCGCCAAAGGGAGGACAACCCUUGCAACAGCAGUCGGCAACAAAGAAAUCCUUCAACAAUAACUAUUUCGAUGAUAGUCAGACUGGUGGCGGAUCGAAUAUAACGAGAAAGUUUCCUCAGGCUCGCUUGUAUACGCCAGCCACCAAUUGGGAUGAUGAUCCAUUUGGUGGGGGUAAUAGCAACGCAUCGAAUGGAAAUGGCUUGGGUUUAAAGAAGAUGCCACCGCCGCGGCCGCCGCCACCAAAAGUCCAGGUAAAUGGACACCGUUCUAACGAAGCGGCGGCAUCCGGAGGCAGUGGCAAUCGUCUGAUACCCAACAUUUUCCAACGCAAGAAAGCCACCAACACGUCGUCAGCAACGGCUGCUGCUACUAAGGUUGCAGCACAGAAUCGUGUCUACGGCCUGAGCAGCGGUCAAGUUGCUGGCAGCAAUGCCGGAGGAUUGACUACCACGUCAUCGUCAUCGUUAUCGUCCUCAACGAAUUAUGAUUGGAAUGCUGCAUGGAAUACGGCAACGACUAGCAGCAGCAGCACCAGCGGCUCUAAUUUUGUGGGCUCCUCAUCUAGUAGUACUAGUGGCGCUGGAGUGGCUGAGGGUCAACUGAUUAGCUUUGAUUCGCCGCCAUCGUCUCCGACUUUUACACAAAAAUCGAAUAGCGAUUGUGUUAGUGUCGAUAGCUUUAGCUCCGACAGCAAUUUCAGUUCUCCGAAUAAUGGAAGCGUUUCACAACCGGAAAGUGGUUUCGAAGACGAUUAUCAUCAUAGAUCACGGCCAUCGACCCAAAGUCCCUUGGAUCCCUGGGAAGCGGUUGACAGCAGUGGCGGGAAUUACGGCACAAUUGAUUCAUUUGGCUCCGCUCCCGUUAGGCAAAUGCAAUUGCAGGGACGCAGCUCCGACAAUCCGCUAUGCAAUGGCAAAAGUCUCUUGCCACCCACCCAAUCGCUGCAGAUGCCCACAAUAAUCAAACCGAAAAUAUCACAGAAACCCAAGGCACCCAAGCCGCCUCCGUUUAUUGGAGGAAUGCCUGGUAGUUAUCUAGGAGGAGCAGCAGGGGGAUGUACGCCACCUUCACCACCUAUGCCCAAGGGAGAGCCACCCAAAUUGCCGUCUACUAGCGCCGGCAUGGGGGCUGCAAGUGGUGGCAUCUGCCUAUUGGAUGUCAUCUCUGGCAAAGUGGAUGCUUUGGCUCUAAGCAAAGGCACUUUGGGUUAUAUCGAGGAAGAGCAAAUUCCAUAUGCCAUAGCUCUAUACGACUUUGAUGGCGUCGAAGAGGGAGAUCUGAACUUUAGGGAGAACGAGAAAAUCUAUUUGCUGGAACAGCCCACACCGGAAUGGUUACGUGGUCGUACGCGUGCCGGCUGUGAGGGUAUCUUUCCGGCUAAUUAUGUGGAAAUUAAAGUACCAUUGUCUUCUAACUCGAAUCAGUUGGUGUCGCCGCCAACUCCAUCUCCCGUCUCAGUUCAGGCUACGGCACGUUGCCUCUAUCAAUUUCCCGGUGAGGUUGAAGGGGACUUGCCUUUACAGGAGAAUGACCUGGUCACUGUUUUGUAUCGCAUUAAUGAUGAUUGGCUCUAUGGUGAAAUCGAUGGACGCCAAGGGCAAUUUCCGGCUAAUUUCCUAGAACAUAUUCCCCCAAAUUUGCCCACAAUGUGAAGGCUAAAUUAUAAUUAUCAGUAUAUUUACAAAAAAUAAUUAUAAUGAUGAUGAUGCAUACAAGGAACUUGUCGAUAAGAACUGAAACAUAUACAUAUUAUACUAUAGUUUAUAUAAGAUAAAGAAUGUAUUUUUUGGAGUAAAAUCCCUGGGAAAAUUGAAGUCAAAUAACAUUUUUUAACCAAGAGUAUGCCUUUACUUCCAAAAUAUGUUCCCUGAUUUUUAAACAAAAAAAAAAAAAAAAAAGAAAUUAUGUUAAUUCCCGAAUCGCCCUCGAAAAUUGAUGUAUUUUUUAAUAUUUAAUAGAAGCCUGUAGCCAGGGAUUUACUUGUUUUUGUCCUCAAACACAGCAAAAUGUAAAUAAGUUAGUUUUCCCAAUCAAUUUUUAUUUAAAUCAAUUAGUUAAUUAAUGAGAUUUAGUUAGGCACAAUUAAUCGAUUCCAAAACAAAUAUAUUUUUGAUUCUGUAUGUAUUAAAUAUUACAAUUAUUAUUAUUAUGAUUAUACAAAAUAUUGUUCUUGAUUCUGUUUAAUUAAGUGUCUUAAGUUUAUUCCUAGGAUGGCAACCUGUAACAGAAAAUCAAGUCUAUCCUAGUCUCUAUCUAUCUAUCUAUCUUUCUAUGUUUGCCUUAAGAGAAUGAAAGAGUUUAAUUUAAUAGGAUUUACAAAUUAUUAUUCAACAAGAAAAAUAAAUAUAUCAGGAUAUGUAUCCUUAAAGAUACGAUUGAAA
Drosophila willistoni is the source of this 3244-nucleotide messenger RNA. RefSeq lists its product as uncharacterized. Gene Ontology annotation, cellular component: ESCRT-0 complex. Gene Ontology annotation, molecular function: protein binding. The transcript has 4 exons. The record is from RefSeq and is a predicted model, not a curated record. NCBI's taxonomy places the organism in Eukaryota, Metazoa, Arthropoda, Insecta, Diptera, Drosophilidae. Gene Ontology annotation, biological process: protein transport to vacuole involved in ubiquitin-dependent protein catabolic process via the multivesicular body sorting pathway. Bases 662 to 2515 code for a protein of 617 amino acids.